UACCGCAUAGACGGGAUUUAAGAACUGUUUUUCGUGAAAUGGCGGGAACUUUACGACAAUGCUCAAACUUUCAGCUACGAUAAAAAUAUUCUUGUAAAAAAUCUCAAAUAUUUUUGCGUUUCCGAAAAGGGUUUUAUUAAUAUUUGUUAUACUUUUCAAGCUCAUAGCAGUGUUUUAAAAUGUAUAAAAUUUGUCUUGACAAAUCGACAUUUUUGAAAUAGGUGACAGUAUGAAACGGAGCAACGAGUCACGUUUUCGGCAUUCUCAACGAUAAGAUUUAAUUUAUUCUGAAUUUAGUAUUGACAAUGAAAAAAUUAAAGGAAGACAAUUAUUUUACUAUUAUGAGAUCAUAGACAGUUUCAAAUGCCGGAGCCGAAAGAUAUGUCAUAGACAAUGUACAACCUCCUUGGUGCGGCAAUAGCGUCGGCCUUACUACAAAUUUUACUGUCUUAUACAGCCGUCAGCGGCGUCAGCUGGGAGGAAUGGUGGACCUACGACGGUAUUUCAGGUCCGGCAUUCUGGGGUCUUAUAAACCCCGAGUGGUCGCUAUGCAACAAGGGACGCAGGCAGUCUCCGGUCAAUCUCGAACCGGAAAAACUGCUUUUCGAUCCCAAUCUUCGAUUUCUUCAUAUAGAUAAACAUAGAAUAAAUGGCCUGAUCAGCAACACGGGUCAUUCGGUAAUCUUCACGGUGGAGAACGAGACACGGCAUCACAUCAAUAUCACCGGCGGGCCUCUCUCUUACAAAUAUCAAUUUCACGAAAUUCACAUACACUAUGGACUACAUGAUCAGUUUGGUUCUGAGCAUGCUAUCAAUGGAUAUUCAUUUCCUGCUGAGAUUCAAAUAUUUGGUUUCAAUUCACAGCUCUAUUCGAAUUUCUCAGAAGCACUUCACAAAGCUCAAGGAAUUGUAUCAAUAUCUUUACUCUUACAGCUCGGUGAUUUAUCAAACCCAGAACUCAGAAUAUUAACUGAGGAAUUAGAAAAUAUCAAAUAUGGAGGGGCAGAAAUGCCAGUCAACCGUCUAUCAGUCCGAGGGUUGCUGCCCGACACGGACUAUUAUAUGACAUACGAUGGUUCUACAACUGCGCCCGCCUGCUAUGAAACGGUUACAUGGAUCAUUAUUAACAAACCAAUUUACAUCACGAAACAACAGCUGCAUGCCCUACGGCGAUUGAUGCAAGGGGACGCGAGACACCCAAAGGCCCCACUAGGAAACAACUUCAGACCUCCUCAACCGCUCCACCACAGGGCAGUAAGGACUAACAUUGACUUUGAUUUGAGCAAGUAUCCUGGUAAGACUUGUCCCAGCAUGCAUCGAGAUAUGCAUUAUAAAGCUAAAAGCUGGACACAGUAUUGAAGAAAUAUUCGUCUACUGUAGGCGUUCAUAUAUAGAAGUAAUAUGUGUAGACAUGUUAUAUGAAAAAAAUAAUUCCUAAGCCUUUGUAUAUACAUUUUGUACAGCCUUGUUAAACUAUAUCGCUUAUGAAAAGAGCUAAUUGUGUACUUUACGUAGGUAUUACAAUGUAUUAUAAAUUAUAGCGCUUAAGUAACAUUAUGAUAUAUUAGAUAAAUUAUUAUUAUUAUAGAAAUUUUAUAGGCUCGUGUGUAUUAUUGUUGAUUAUGAAAAAUUGUAACUUAGAACAGAUAUUUUCCGAUAGAUUAUUCAGACCAUGCCUCUCGCUGUCUAUCCACUGUACUUUAGUACCUUAUAGAAUUAGCAUAGUAAUAAAAUUUAACACAAUGUGAACGAGGUUUGUAUCUUUUAUUAAUAUAUAACUGAAAACGCUGGUAAUUGUAAUAUUUUUAUUUGAAAAAACACAUAUAUACAUGAGUUAUUUCUUAUUUAUUAAAAUAUAAUUGAUCUUAAUAAGUUAUUCCGUAGUUAGAUCUAUUAUAUUUAUAACAUAAUCAUAUGAAGUAAAUAAUCAAACCACAUAUACAUAUUUAAAUAUUGAAAUUAAGCCAUAUCAUUCUAAUUUGUAAAAUGUAAAUCAAUUUUAAACAUAAUAAAUUUAUAAAUUUAGUCUUGUAUAGUGCUGUAAAGCAUCUACAGCUUUAAAAAGUUAGAAUAUAUAAAUAUAUAUGUAUAAUAAAAUACAUUGGCAUGGCUACAAAAGAUGUAAUGACUUUGAAUUGG
Nymphalis io (European peacock) is the source of this 2139-nucleotide messenger RNA. RefSeq names its product carbonic anhydrase-related protein 10 (gene CARPB). Lineage: Eukaryota; Metazoa; Arthropoda; Insecta; Lepidoptera; Nymphalidae. The record is from RefSeq and is a predicted model, not a curated record. The transcript is spliced from 11 exons. The coding region runs from base 394 to 1359 and encodes 321 amino acids. Gene Ontology annotation, molecular function: carbonate dehydratase activity; zinc ion binding.